AGUGUGCAUUCAUUCUAAAUAUACAAUCAUGUGUGAGUGCGAAUGCUGCUGAACAUUCACAUUCUAUACUGAAUGGCAAUCUAGCAUUCAAUAACAAAACACAGUUUGUUUGUUUUGAAAUAUUUUAAGCCACUCAGGAAUGAAGUUUUUAUUUAUACAAACCAACAAUCAACAUUUUGAAAGGAAUGCCGAGUGAAUGCAGACUAUGUUGAUUCAAUCAUUUUACAGCUCUGCUAUUUUAGUACGAAACGUAUUUAGUACUUUUUCAGCGAGCUACCAACACAUUAUACAUGUAUGAAUACGCCUUGUCAACAGCGAAUUGGAACAAAAACUUUCUGCAAUCAGCUGUUUCCUAAUCCCAAAAAAGCUUCAACAGUUCAAUGGACUUCUCGGGGCGAUGUUUUUUUCUCUUGUUUUUAUCUUUUUCACUGAUAAAAAGAAAUUUCCUUUGACUAGCAGCGACAAUCUUCCUAACAUUUGGUUGACAAGCACAGCAAAAUGCUAAUAUCAGGAAGAUUGGCCAUAUCAGCAAAUUCAAAGCAAAUGUGGCUCAGUGCCAUCAGUAGAGGAUUCAGUAGCGAUGUCGGUUCUGGUGCAACGAAACGAAUUUGCAUAGUUGGUUCGGGACCGGCUGGAUUCUACGCUGCACAGUAUAUACUCAAACACUUGAAUGGAAGUGUGGUGGAUGUAAUUGAAAAAUUGCCUGUUCCAUUUGGUUUAGUACGUUAUGGCGUUGCGCCCGAUCAUCCCGAGGUGAAAAACGUUAUUAAUACUUUUACUAAAACAGCUGAACAUAAAAACUUCAAUUUUUGGGGUAACGUAGCGUUAGGCAAAGAUGUAAGCUUGCAAAAUUUGCGAGAACGCUAUCAUGCAGUUCUGCUGACUUAUGGAGCAGAUCAGGAUCGUCAGCUGAACAUACCUAAUGAAGAUCAGCCAAAUGUGCUGUCUGCUCGUAAGUUUGUGGAAUGGUACAAUGGCCUGCCAGGUGCACAACACUUAAAUCCCAUUUUGGGUGGGCAAACUGUGACAAUUUUAGGGCAAGGCAAUGUUGCUGUGGACGUGGCGCGAAUGUUACUUAGUCCAUUGGAUGUUUUGCGCGUAGAUACUACUGAAUAUGCUUUGGAGACGCUUUCACGCAGCAAAGUCGAGCAAGUUUAUUUGGUUGGCCGACGAGGUCCUUUACAGGCUGCUUUCACUAUAAAAGAAUUACGUGAAAUGUUAAAAUUACCAAAUGUGCAAACACUGUGGAGACCCGAUGACUUUACAGAUGUUCCUGCACAAAUACCCAAUUUACAGCGGCCACGUAAACGCCUCACUGAAUUGAUGCUGAAGAGUUUGUCAGAACAGUCGGCAAGUACUAGCAACAAGAAACAAUUCUUGCCCAUAUUUUUGCGAGCUCCAAAAUUUAUUAAGGAUAACAAAAUCGAAUUGACCGUUACAAAACUACAAAACGAUAUAGCUGUGCCGACUAACCGAUCUGAACACCUUCAAGCUGAUUUACUACUCCGCAGCAUAGGCUACAAAUCUACUUGUGUCGAUGGUGGAAUUUGCUUUGAUAAGCGCAGUGGCUGUGUAUACAAUGAAUAUGGUCGCGUGUUAAAGGAUGCGGCUAGCAAAACAGUAGACAAGGGCCUUUAUGUAGCGGGUUGGUUGGGUACUGGUCCUACAGGUGUUAUUUUAACGACUAUGAAUGGUGCUUUCAGCGUCGCAAAAACAAUAUGUGAUGAUAUUUUGUCAAAUGAAGUGGAUACUAGCAAAGCUAAACUAGGUUUGGAAGCAAAGCAAUUUAAACGUCUUGUUACAUGGUCACAUUGGGAGCGCAUCGAUCAAGCUGAGAUGCAAGCGGGGCAAAAACUAUGUAAACCACGCGAAAAGUUUGUAGAUGUUGAAGAAAUGCUCAAAGUGGCUGGACUUUAGCCCAUAGUACGAACGCAAAAAUAACUAGAUAUGGAACGUAGAACGUAGGAUAUAAGUGAAAAGGUGAAUGUCAAAAAAUAUAUUAUAUUUAUAUUUUUUCUAUCUUUUAAAUUUUACUAAAACAAAUCGUUUAGAAAAUGAUUAUUUAACAGUCAAAAAAUAUUGUAUUGUUAUAUAAUUUUUUAUAAAAAUAAAUCUGUAAAAUCCUU
Molecule: messenger RNA, 2126 nt
Organism: Rhagoletis zephyria (snowberry fruit fly)
Lineage: Eukaryota; Metazoa; Arthropoda; Insecta; Diptera; Tephritidae
Gene: dare
Product: NADPH:adrenodoxin oxidoreductase, mitochondrial
Molecular function (GO): oxidoreductase activity
Source: RefSeq, a predicted model, not a curated record